This is a messenger RNA of Elaeis guineensis (African oil palm), 700 nucleotides long. The record is from RefSeq and is a predicted model, not a curated record. NCBI's taxonomy places the organism in Eukaryota, Viridiplantae, Streptophyta, Magnoliopsida, Arecales, Arecaceae.
ACCCACAACCACCACCCCAUCAUCACCUCAACAGGUCUUGCACUCCUCCCCCACAGUGAAAGAUGGCUUUCUCCACCAAGUUCUCCUACCAAAGGCUAAGAAAACUACACUCAGGUAUUGAAGAAGAUGAAGCAGAAGAAGGGGUGGUGGCGAGGAGGAGGAGGGGGAGGAGGAGCUGGCUGAGGCUCCACAGCGGCGCAAGGCGGUGGCGGAGGCCGAGGGUCCAAGUGGCAGGGCUGAGGAGGCUGUUAAGGAGGAAAGCCAAGGUGGUGGGGACUGCAGUGAAGAAGGUGCUGAAAAGAUUGAAGGAAGGGAGUCCUUACGUGGGGGAGUUGUUUGCAGGAAACUACAUGUUCAUGCAAGUGAGCCCUUCGCCAACUAUGGCCUCUUUGGAGAAGCCAUGCUUGGCUAGCCACCAGCACUAUGCCAUCAUCCCACCAUUCUCCAUCAGAUUCAGUAUUCCAAGGGUUGCUUCCUAGUUGUGAUGUCCUAUAUACUUCUUUGGGAUUUAGAAUCUUCUUCUCGUUGUUGUUCUUCUUGCGUGCUUGAAUCUUGCACAGAAGAAGUAGAGGAAGAGAGGGAGGACAAUAAUGUGCAAAAUGUGUGUUUCGCUCGUCUGUAGUACUAUUAUGAGGUUGUUACGUGGUUAAUUGUCUUUGCUUCACGGUCAUGGCACUUCCUUUCAAUGCAUUUUCCUUGU